AUGUGGAAUCGAUAUGUAGUCAGAAACUUAGUACGAUGUGGUGGUGGUAGUGGAAUGUUAACGGCUGCUACUUUGGCAGGAUUCGCCAAUUAUGAUGAAAAUUCUGGCGCAGUACGAUCAGUAAAACACUCAGAUAUGGGAAAAUGGCGUGUCGAAGGACCCAUCAAAGAUCCUACCGAUGGAGCACUGAUUGCUAAACGGGUUGUGAGUGACUAUGAUCAUACUAAUCUGAAAUUAAGGCUUUAUCAAUAUGAAGCCUGUCCAUUUUGUUGCAAAGUUCGUGCUUUUUUGAAUUACUAUGGUUUUUCGUACGAUGUGAUUGAAGUCAGUCCUCUAACUCGAAAAGAGAUCAGGAAGUUAGAUGGCGUUAGCAAGCUACCAACUGUAAUUGCACAAACGGGUCGGAAGUUGAGUGAUUCUUCACUGAUAAUAUCAAUUUUAACAAGUUAUAUGACUCGAAAUGAUCGAAGUCUGGAUGACAUAAUUGAAUUUUAUCCAGAACAAAAGAAUAUUAUAAAAGAAACAGGAAAACAAGUGGUUACGCAUCCUGAUAUGUACAAAAUUAUGACGUCUUUGAACAGCUUGUCGAAAAUGGAACAAGAAAGUGCGAGGAAGGAAGAGGAAUGGCGCAAAUGGGUUGAUGAACAUUUCAUUCCUUUGAUAGUACCGAAUGUGUAUCGUUCAUGGAAUGAAUGCAUUGAAACAUUCCGUUGGUUUAGUGAAGCGGGCCAAUGGGACAAAGUGGUACCUGCUUGGGAAAGAUAUGCCACUAUUUACCUUGGUUCAGUCGCUAUGUAUUUCCUUUCGAAAAAACUUCGGAAGAAGUAUGAUGGGGCUGAUGUCCGUCAGCUUCUAAUAAAUGCUUGUAAUCAUUGGAUGAGUGCUGUGGGAAGUUCAUCGUUCCUGGGUGGUCAACAGCCCACUCUGGCAGAUUUGGCACUCUACGGUGCAAUAAAUUCGUUUCUGGGAAGUUCAACAUUUAAUGAACUCUGUGAUAAAACUCAAAUUAAAGCAUGGUUUGAACGGAUGCGCGAAGCAGUUGAUUCGAGAGCUGGAGCAGCUCUACUCCAGAAAAGUUGUUGCAAGAGAAUGCAACCAUAA
Molecule: messenger RNA, 1101 nt
Organism: Acanthocheilonema viteae
Lineage: Eukaryota; Metazoa; Nematoda; Chromadorea; Rhabditida; Onchocercidae
Source: the annotation of a GenBank genome assembly